Molecule: messenger RNA, 2721 nt
Organism: Poeciliopsis prolifica (blackstripe livebearer)
Lineage: Eukaryota; Metazoa; Chordata; Actinopteri; Cyprinodontiformes; Poeciliidae
Product: interleukin-21 receptor-like
Exons: 9
Coding region: 241-1848 (535 amino acids)
Biological process (GO): immunoglobulin mediated immune response; cytokine-mediated signaling pathway
Cellular component (GO): external side of plasma membrane
Molecular function (GO): cytokine receptor activity
Source: RefSeq, a predicted model, not a curated record
AGUGGAAGUGGUGGGAAGGCACCACAUUACACCGUUGUGCAACCACAUCCUGAAUCACCAUGCUGACAGUGACGCCUUUAGCUUGCUGCCUGAUUAUUCUUCCACUCAGUCUUCAGACGUUAACACAUCCGUGUCUCCGGCACCGCUUCUCUCUUCAAGUUUAGAAUUUCACAUUAAAAAAGUCUGGUCUGCUGUGUUUUCCCCUGCCUGCCCAGCGUCUGACACCAGUGAGUCAUCUCCAUGGCUCCUCCACCUCCAGCCCUGCUGCUGCUGUGGGGUCUCACUUUGCUCUUUGGUGGAGCAUCUGCAUCUCUCUGCAAUGUCACCUGCACCACUGACUAUAAUCGGAUAUUAAACUGCUCCUGCUCUGGCUCUGUGCCAACACUUCCUGUUCUUCUCACUGUGACUUGCAGCACUCAGGACACAAACCUUAAUAAGAGCUGUGAGACCAAACCGCCUCAGUCCUGGUGCAUCAUCAAUGAGGACCUCACCUACGUCGCUUCCACCGAUACGCUGUGCGACGCCACCGCCAGGCAGCCUGGCAGCCGAGGCCUGGUGGUUCUCAGUGAGUCAAUGCAAUGGGAGCUCGCUUCUGUGGUAAAACUUGAAGCUCCUGAUACUGUCAGAGUGGAAAAGGCAGCUGGAAUCUACAACAUUACCUGGAGCAACAAAGGUCAAUACAUUUCCUGCGUGAUGAACAGAGUCCGCAUAAGAAAUACAAAAACCCUAUCUGAGGAUUUAAUUUCUAUGCAUUCAUCAAACCGGAGGUACUUUGAGCUGGAUCAGAAAAAGCUGCAGAACAGCGCGUCCUACGUUGUGGACGUUCAGGCAAAAAUCUGUGAGGAUGAGUUCAUUGUGGGUCCGUGGAGUGAAUGGAGCACCGGUGCAGAGUGGAGCACACCGGCUGACCCUCCAGAUGAAAAAGGAGUGAAUUUUUACUGGCUUUACAUCUCGACGCCCAUCAUCCUCAUCCUCGCCCUCCUGCUGCUGGGAUACCUACAAAAACCGUGCUGGCAGAAAAAACUCAAAAUGAUGACGUUCGUCCCCAGACCCAACGAUUAUUUCAAGCCCCUCUACCACAGCCACGGUGGGAACUUUAAGGAGUGGGUGAAGCCGGUGUUCAACGAGUACGAUUACCUAAAGAUCACCACCUGUGUCAUGCUGAGCGAGAAACAGAGCGAAAUCCUCAGCUGGAGCAACGAGAAGCCGAGCUACAACGAGGUCACCGAGGUCAAAGCUGCUGAUGACUUCCUGCAAGCCCAACAGCUUCCCAACAACCUGCUGAUGACGUUUCAGGACAGCAGCACCUCGCAGGGCACCAUCCACUCCACGGGACACAUCUCCAUCCACACCGUCACCCUGUCCGGAGAGGAGUUUGAGGGGGACGAGACAUCACAGAGCUCGCUGAAAAGCUUCCAGGACGCAGGAAGCUUUGGCUCGUUUGACGACGACAACAGGAAGCGUGUUGCUUCCCGGACGGAGCGGCACAGUGGGAUAUCACUACGAGAAAACCAGAUCGCCAAUGAUUUGAUACUGGAGAACCAAAACUUUCUGCCGGAUGGUGAGUUCAACGAAGCAGAGCGGGUGUCGCUCAACUCUUUCGCGUCAAAUGAAGAGUCGGAGGACGGCUACCCUCACGUGGACUUGGACACCAUCGACAGCGGCUUCGGAGAGUGCGGCAGUCCUGGAGCCUCAGACUCAAACUCUAACUCAUUUCCUGAGGAAAAACACUUCAAUUCAAACUAUGUCAAGCAGUGGAUAUGCAGCACAAUUCAGGAAGACACCAGCACGAUGAACAAUGAACUCAAUGAGACAGUGACUGCAGCUUCUGACUCACAGCUACAAUAACUGCAAGAAGAAUCACAAUGUUGCGGAUCCUCAUGCAUUUGUUAUUUUGAAUGAACAAAGUAGUCAUUUAUUUUUUUUUAAAUCCACUAAAACAGGUUUUAGUGAUGUCUGUUUAUUGUUAAUUUAAUGGAACUGAGAUUCUUGUAUGAUUUGAAUGAGACACCUUUUUAGCUUCACCUUUAUUUGUACAGUUAAGUUUGUCUCAAUAAAGAUCUGCUCUUAACUGUACAGAAUGCAAAUGUUUAAAUAUGUAUAUAUGUAAGUAAAUGUAUCAAUAUUUUAAAAAACCCUUUGAUAAGAUGAUUUCAGAAGAUGCAUUUGAUGUAAAUUUAAGCUGCAGGUCAAACAGUCAGGUGGAAAACAAUGCAACAGAGUAACAUCAGAUACAAUGUAGAAGAUAAAGGAGCAGGGCAGCAAAGUUUGCGCGACAAUAAAAAUAAAAUACAAUGGCGUCAUGAGCAUUAAGAUGCCAAGAUGCAUCAGUAACCUUCUGAUCCACAAAGCGAAUGUCUGAAGGCCGAAAGCAACACCCUCAAAUGAAACAUGUUGGUGUUUUUAGCAGCCCUGGGACUUCAGCUCAGUGAUUCUGCCUCCAUCUUGCUCAGAUGUAAAGGUCAUGCAUUCUACAGCUAUAGCAUCAGCAUGUAGGCUCCCUUAUCAAGAUGUCUGAUAAUGGUUAUUUCCUUGCGCUUGCACAUUUUUCUGUAACCACUGUAACCAACCGUCCUGUUUGUGCAGUGUACAAGAAAAGAAAGCAAAACGGCCAACAUGAUGAUUUUUGACUCUUAUAUUUCCAUAUAAAGGCAACUGUUGCAUGCAAUUCACUUAGUUUCUUCUAAUGUUUGGCUAUUCUAUAGGAACUAUAGAUGUUGG